Hypoxylon fragiforme is the source of this 1202-nucleotide messenger RNA. Its product is annotated as WD40 repeat-like protein. Gene Ontology annotation, molecular function: protein binding. Bases 182 to 1186 code for a protein of 334 amino acids. The transcript is spliced from 6 exons. Lineage: Eukaryota; Fungi; Ascomycota; Sordariomycetes; Xylariales; Hypoxylaceae. The record is from RefSeq and is a predicted model, not a curated record.
GGCUUGAAAAUUGUCUUUAACAGUAUUAACUAUAUGUGAAGCAUUUCAAGAGUAUCAUAUUCGCUGUUAUACAACUAGGAGGAGUUUACUACCUAGAACCACACGUUCAACUGAGCAUAGGUUCUACCACCUAACGCUUGCUUACAAGCAACUUCACAAAGAGACACAUAAAUCAGACACCAUGUAUCCCCUUACCUGCGUAGACGGGUACAGGAUCCCGCUGCGCGAUGAGGUUUAUGUACUCGACAUCAUUCCGCUCAUAGCUGGACCAGCUACCAUAUCCUCAGACCAGAAGCUCUCCCUCUUCAACCCAGCGAAUGUGAGCGCGGGUCCACAUAUCAACCUGUCCACGCAUCAUGGCAACAUAACCUGUGCGAAAGCAUUUGACGCAGGAAGCGCCGUCGUAUGCACGGCAGGCGAGGACGGCAGUGUAUCUUUAUGGGAUCUGCGCCAGGAUGCGCGGCAAGCUGAGGUGGCUCGACUGACAAAUAAUCAAGUUCCCGUUUUGUCCCUAGCAUGCUCGAGUGCAGGUUUCUCUGUUGUAGCUGGCACCGAACUUCAAGAUCACCAAGCAUCAAUAUUAGUAUGGGAUGUUCGCGGAACGCCCACUCCGAAACUUCACUAUAAAGAAGUCCACAGUGAUGAUGUGACAGAGCUUAACUUCCACCCUACUGACAGCAACAUCUUAUUGUCAGGAUCGACAGAUGGUCUUGUAAAUAUCUGCGAUACUAGAAUCACAGACGAGGACGAGGUUGUGAUCCAAACUUUCAACCAUGAUGCUUCGAUCCACCACGCAGGUUUCUUGAAUUCCACCGAAGUGUUUGCUCUUUCUCAUGACGAAAAGCUUGCGCUCUAUGACAUGGCCGAGAAUCAUGAAAACGGAGCAGCGACAAUCAACUUUGGGGAUAUGCGCAAUGUGCUUGGUUGCCAGUAUAUUGCCAACGUCUUCGCAAAAUCGAAUGGUGCCGGUGCUGUCAUUGGUGCUGGAGCUCAUGAUCAGGAAGCGUUCGAGCUAGUCCAUCUCAACAAAGCUCAAGACUGGAGCUUCGAUCGAGAGAACAGUGUGGGCUUGCCUGGAGCCCAUUCUUCGGAGAUAAUCCGUAGUUUCUGCUUCUACGAUGAAGCGCAGACGGUGUUUAGUGCUGGUGAGGAUGGGUAUAUUAAAGCCUGGAAGCCCAACGCCUAGUUCAAUAAAUCGUUAC